Dictyostelium purpureum is the source of this 2841-nucleotide messenger RNA. RefSeq lists its product as uncharacterized. Bases 1 to 2841 code for a protein of 946 amino acids. The transcript has 2 exons. Gene Ontology annotation, biological process: sexual reproduction. NCBI's taxonomy places the organism in Eukaryota, Evosea, Eumycetozoa, Dictyosteliales, Dictyosteliaceae. The record is from RefSeq and is a predicted model, not a curated record.
AUGGUGCGAAAACCUAUUUUUAUUUUUUUAAUUAAUUUGUUUUUUAUUUAUUAUAUCAAUGGGCUAUCUAUAUCUGGGUAUCUUCAAGAGGAUAGUACAUUUUAUUUAUAUGGGGAUUUUGCUGGUAACUCACCUUUAACUCUAAAAGUUUAUAUGGGCCCUAUAGAAUACAAUGAUAAAGAUAUUACUCUAUCUGGUGAUGCGAAAACCAUUUCUUUUAUUUUAAAAGAAGGUUCCAAGAAUAAAGAUUUAAUAUUAUAUGACAUAUUUGGUAAUACUGAAUAUAACGAGGUUGUUUUAAAGCCAAAGAUUACUCAAGUUACUCCAUCUCCUCUUCCUACUUGGUCAACUACGUCACUACAAAUUUAUGGUACUUAUAUUGAUGCUGCAACAGGCCCAAGCAAUAUAGUAGUUUAUCAAGACGAAAAACCAAUUGAUUUUUCAGCUGCAUCAAACAUCUUAACGGUGACUCCCAAUCAAGGCGCAGGCAGAUCAAUAUUUACAGUAAUGGUUGAUGGUAAAAAAUCUGAUGGAUUUUAUGCAUAUUAUGUUGCACACACUAUAACCCUCAUAACAAAUCCAAUAUAUUCAUCUUUAGACUAUUUAACAAUUACUGGUAAUAACUUUUCACCCAACUCAAAAAUUGACACUAAAAUAAAAUUUGGAAAUAAUUAUUGUUCAGAGAUUAUCAGCUUUAGCAUCACCACAUUAGAGGCUAAAUGUGAUAAUAGUGUUCCAUACACAGGAAAUAUUAUUGUAGAAGUUAAUAUAAAUGGUGUUCCUGUAAGUGGUACCACAUUCUAUGCACCAAUAAGCGCAAGCUCUACUGCAGUUCUACUAGAUGGCUCAAUAGAGCUCUCAAUUAGAAACUAUUCUCCAGGAACAACAUUCAAACUAAGUGGUAUCGAUGUCACCUCUUAUUGCAUCCUUACUAAAAAAAAUGGGACUGUUUCUGAUUUUUCCUGCGAUAUUCCAAAUAAUGUAAAAAUAAAUAGUGGUCCUGUAGAAUAUCAAGAUGCAUUGGGAAUAAGAGCAAUUUCUACUAUUGAUCUAAUUCCCUACCCAACUUCAUUCGAACCAAAUUUAGAUUAUAAAUUCCCAACACAAGGUCAAAAAUUAACUAUAUUUGGAAAAUACCUCAAUAAGGAUGAUUCACAAGGUUCCUCAAAUGAAGUUAAAGUUCACUACGGUAGUAAUACUUAUGAUUCAAACAAUAUAGAAUUUAUUGAUGCAAAUACAUUCAAAUUUCAAAUACCAAGUGGUAGUGGGAAUACAAACCCUUUGUUUUUUACAUCACACUCAUUUACAAAUGCACUAAAGUCAUUUAACAUCAUCUAUAAAAACCCCUCAAUUUACUCAUCGAAUAUUAACAACAAUAUAGUUACUUUAAAUGGUAAUGAUUUUGGUGAUGAUAAAGGUUUAAUAACUAUAUGGUAUAAUGAUAAUAAAAUACCCACAGAUUCUAUUCAAUUAACUGUUCCCCAUCAACAAAUCCAGUUUUCAUCCUCUUCCAGCCCUAGAUUAUUCAAUAUUACUGUGAAUGGUUUAUCAUCACCAGACUAUAUUCAACCCAAAGUAAUAAGUUCAAGCUCAUUAUUCCCAAAUAACCCUGGUAAUAUCACAAUCACUGCUAGCGACUUCCAACAAAACGAUUUAAAGGUAUAUGUAUCUAAUAUAGAAUGUUUGAACCCCUAUGCACCUGACUUAACAACAAUUAUUUGCCACUAUGAUGCCUCUGUUAAACCAGAUCAAUUUGGACGUGCGUUAAACAUAUCUAUAACAUCAGUUGGGUUAACAGGAACAAAUGAAGUAUUCUAUUACUAUGAUACAAAUAUUGAAUGUCCAUUCAAAUGUUCUAACCAUGGUGCAUGUAAUAAUAAAACUGGUGAAUGCUUGUGUAAUGAUGGAUGGAAAGGUCUAUAUUGUCAAGAAGCAAGUGGAUCUGUUCAACUACCACCACCAAUUAUAGAUGAAAAUGGUAAUACAAUUAUAAUAGGUGGUUCUUUAAAUUUUACUGUUUCAAUAUUAUAUUUAAGAGAAAAUAAUAUUUUAGGUGAACAAGUUAGAUAUUUAUCAUUUUCUAAAGAUUUAACAUGGGAUAAUAGAACUAAAAUAAAUGAAACAAAACAUUAUUAUAAAGGCAAAUUUAUUGACAAUGGACCAACAGUCGAAUUAGAUGUAAACUAUUAUAAAGAAGAAACACUUUUCAACUUUGCUGGUGAAGAAAUAACAAUUCCAUCAAACUCUAUGAAAUAUGUAAUUAGUAUCUCAAACUACCAGUUUGACUCUACAACAAAUACCCUCGAAGUUAUCUAUAGCUCUAAAACCAAACUACAUUCAAGUAAUGAUUGUAAAUCAAUUAAAACCAAUGACGAAUACUACUCAUCAAACAAUGAUACCCAAGAAGAAUCGAUUAAUUGGUUUCAAGUAAACUCUGCAGAUACAAGUUUUCAAACAAAAUUUUCAAAAAGAGUUUUUGUUGAUGAUAAGGUUAGAAAAUCAACAACGAAAAUACUAAACUAUAACGAUCCAAUAUAUAGCGAUUUUAAUAAAACAAAUAAUAUUCAAGAUAAUGACGAAAAUGACUAUAACAAACUCAUAUCUAUUGGAAUGCCAUACUUUUCAAAUAAGGUAUCAAUGGAUCCCAGUUUUAGUGCCCUAUUAAGAUCACCAACAGAUAGUUGUAAUAAGAAAAAUUGGAAAUUACCUUUAAUUUUAACUUUAUGUAUAGUAGGUGGUGCAAUUAUUGUAAUAAUAACAGCCAUUGUAAUAAAAAGAAAUAGAUCAAAACUUUUAGAAAAAAAUUUUAUAAUCAAACUAAGAAGAUUAAGAUAUAAAUAA